UGUAAUUAUCUAUCCAAUGAUGAAAAUAUUGGCGGGUGUCGAGGAGGUCAGCGGCGGAGCAAUACAAGAUAUAAUAAACGAUCAUCAUGUCCUCAAUGAUAAGUCAUCCGAGAAAGCUAAAUCAGUCGAGGAAUCAAAGAUCGAAAAGCCGCUCUUGGACAAAUCAAUGUUCUCCCGAACGAAGCAGCUAGGAGACUCACCUAUCAAAGGUCCUGUCACACCCGAAGAAGAGCAUCGAAUGAGGAUACUCUUACCUUUUCAUCUGGCACCGGAAUACUUACGAUUCAAUCCUUACAUCCUUACGGGCUAUCGAGGUUACUUAACAACGAAACUAUGCAUCGAAAGUAUAUUUUGGUGGACGAACGAAACGAUUAACAUCUGGAGCCAUAUAUUUGGCUUCAUGCUAUUCUGCGGACUCACCUUUUACGAUCUUUAUUUAGUGAACAUCAGUGCACCAUUUGGUGAUAAAGUACUUUGUGCACUGCUGUUGGUCUGCUUCCAAGCCUGCAUGAUACUUUCAUCGGUAUAUCAUACAUUUUCCUGCCGUAGCGAAAAGGAUUACUGGUAUUUUCUCUCCUAUGAUCUUUUAGGAGUCGCUCUCAGUUUACUGGCUAUUUACAUGUCAGGAGUUUAUUAUGCAUUUUGGUGUCAUAAGCAAUUGCAAAGAUUUUAUCUCGUUACCGUACUGGCCAUCUUCAUCGUGGCGAUGCUUCUCCAGCUGCCGCGAUAUCAGGUCAACGACAACAUCAAGCUUGCGGUAUUCGUCGGCUGGGCGGUUUACGGCGUCCUGCCCACUCUACACUGGACCAUUGCAAUGGGCGGGAUGCAAAAUCCGGUUGUGAGUCUCCUGCUACCGCGAGUCCUGGGCAUGUAUCUCAUCAGCGGGGCAGCUUUCUUAAUUUAUUUCAGUAAAAUACCGGAACGACUGUUUCCAGGUUGGGUCGAUUACGUCGGCUCGUCUCAUCAAUGGUGGCAUGUGUUGGUGGUCGCAGCUCUUUAUUACUGGCAUAACACGGGUAUGAUGUACGUUGAGUACCGACUCAACAAUGGAUGUCCCAGUCUCAGUCAAUUAUGACAUACGACCUAUGACGAUCCCGCCUCUCCAGCGGUGUUCUCGAUGGAGUGCGCCUGCGAAAUGGAGACGCGAUGGUCGUCGUGGUAUCAGGAGGCCGUGAUACCUUACUACGCUCAACAGGGAGUCCUUACUUGCCUUAUAGAAAAUCCAUUCCGGGCUUACGCUCAGCUAAAGAAGUUGUGAUACGCCGUCGAUGCCAUUGCCGACGCCGUCACUACUCCUAAUGACCUUUGUGUCCCCGCGUGAUGGCUUACACAUCACAUCACAUACAAAGGAGGAGGACUUUCUCUCCUAAUAGG
Messenger RNA from Ceratosolen solmsi marchali, 1374 nucleotides. RefSeq names its product progestin and adipoQ receptor family member 3. NCBI's taxonomy places the organism in Eukaryota, Metazoa, Arthropoda, Insecta, Hymenoptera, Agaonidae. Bases 17 to 1075 code for a protein of 352 amino acids. The record is from RefSeq and is a predicted model, not a curated record. Gene Ontology annotation, cellular component: membrane. The transcript is spliced from 7 exons. Gene Ontology annotation, molecular function: signaling receptor activity.